Molecule: messenger RNA, 1995 nt
Organism: Cryptosporidium muris RN66
Lineage: Eukaryota; Apicomplexa; Conoidasida; Eucoccidiorida; Cryptosporidiidae
Product: DnaK family protein
Exons: 1
Coding region: 1-1995 (664 amino acids)
Biological process (GO): protein refolding; cellular response to unfolded protein
Cellular component (GO): cytoplasm; mitochondrion
Molecular function (GO): heat shock protein binding; misfolded protein binding; ATP hydrolysis activity
Source: RefSeq, a predicted model, not a curated record
AUGUUUUGUACUAGGUACAAGAAUAAUAGUAAUUUUGGAAAUGCCCUUAAAAGUAUCUCUACCUUUCUUAUCAAAACAAGUUCUGGUAUUUUACAUCGUCAUAUUGGCACUUCAGCAAGUUGUUAUUCAGAUAAAAUAGGUAGAGAUGUCAUUGGAAUCGAUUUAGGAACAACAAACUCAUGUGUAGCAAUAAUGGAAGGAAGUUCUCCCAAAGUCUUGGAAAAUUCCGAAGGGAUGAGGACAACACCAUCAGUUGUAGCUUUUACUGAGGAUGGACAACGUCUUAUUGGCAUUGUUGCAAAGAGACAAGCAGUUACAAAUGCAGAAAAUACUGUAUUUGCUACAAAGCGCUUAAUCGGACGUCGUUUUGACGAAGAUGCAACUAAAAAAGAGCAGAACAUACUACCUUAUAAAAUUGUCAAGGCACCAAAUGGAGAUGCAUGGGUAGAGUCACAUGGUAAACAAUAUAGUCCAAGCCAAAUUGGUGCCUUUGUGUUGGAGAAAAUGAAACAAACAGCAGAAGCAUACUUAGGACGUACAGUAAAACAAGCAGUAAUAACUGUACCUGCUUACUUUAAUGAUUCUCAACGACAAGCAACGAAGGAUGCUGGUAAAAUAGCAGGAUUAGAUGUCUUAAGGAUUAUAAAUGAGCCAACUGCUGCAGCUUUGGCUUUUGGAAUGGACAAGGUUGAUGGCAAGACAGUUGCAGUUUAUGAUUUAGGCGGUGGGACCUUUGAUAUUUCUAUUUUGGAGAUAUUAGGAGGAGUCUUUGAGGUGAAAGCAACUAAUGGAAAUACUUCUUUAGGUGGGGAGGACUUUGAUCAAAGAGUGCUGACAUUUUUAGUGCAAGAAUUUAAGAAGAAUCAAGGAAUUGACUUAAGUAAGGAUCGACUUGCAUUACAACGUCUUAGAGAAGCAGCUGAGACUGCCAAAAUUGAAUUAAGUUCGAAAAGCCAGACAGAAGUUAAUUUGCCUUUUAUUUCUGCUGAUUCAGCAGGCCCAAAACAUUUACAUGUAAAGAUAACAAGAGCGAAACUCGAAGAUCUAGUACAUGACCUUUUAUCUAAAACAGUUGUUCCAAGUGAACAAUGUAUUAGAGACUCUGGAGUCUCAAAGAAAGAUAUUAGUGAUGUAAUAUUGGUUGGUGGAAUGACUAGAAUGCCAAAGGUAACGGAAAUAGUGCGUUCAAUAUUUGGACGUGAACCCUCCAAAGGUAUUAAUCCCGAUGAAGCAGUUGCAAUGGGGGCAGCUAUCCAAGCUGCAGUUUUGAAAGGUGAAAUAAAGGAUUUACUUUUACUGGAUGUGACACCUCUAUCACUGGGAAUUGAAACUCUUGGUGGGGUAUUUACCCGAUUGAUUAACCGAAAUACUACUAUUCCAACAAAGAAAAGUCAGGUGUUUUCUACUGCUGCUGACAAUCAAACUCAAGUAGGUAUAAAUGUAUUUCAAGGAGAGAGAGAGAUAGCAAUGGAUAACAAACUGUUGGGUCAAUUCGAUUUAAUAGGUAUCCCCCCAGCUCCAAGAGGUGUCCCUCAAAUAGAGGUGACAUUUGAUAUAGAUGCUAAUGGUAUUAUGAAUGUAAGCGCAGUAGAUAAAUCAACUGGUAAGAAACAUGAAAUAACUAUUCAGUCAUCUGGAGGUCUUAGCCCUCAAGAUAUAGAAAAAAUGAUAAGAGAAGCAGAGGAGUACCGCUCAAGUGACAAAACAAAAAAGGAAAUUAUAGAUGCACGGAAUGAUGCAGAAACCUUAAUAUAUUCUGUUGAAAAACAAAUUACAGAUCUCUCAGAUAAGCUAUCACCAAGUGAUAAGGAAGAGUUACAGUGUAAAAUUGAAAAAGUGAAGAGUACUUUUUCUUCACUAGAGCCUGAAGAAAUUAGGAGUGAAACAAGACAACUACAAGAGGUAUCAUGGAAAAUCUCACAGAAAGCUUAUGGAUCAGCAUAUUCAAAUAAUACAACAGAUUCCCCUUCAGGUUCAUCCGAAGGCUCAAUUUAA